Messenger RNA from Labeo rohita (rohu), 1687 nucleotides. RefSeq names its product tubulin alpha-1A chain. The transcript has 4 exons. Gene Ontology annotation, cellular component: microtubule; cytoplasm. Bases 106 to 1461 code for a protein of 451 amino acids. Gene Ontology annotation, molecular function: GTP binding; structural constituent of cytoskeleton. NCBI's taxonomy places the organism in Eukaryota, Metazoa, Chordata, Actinopteri, Cypriniformes, Cyprinidae. Gene Ontology annotation, biological process: mitotic cell cycle; microtubule cytoskeleton organization. The record is from RefSeq and is a predicted model, not a curated record.
GAGCCACUCCCUCCUGCAGCCUGCUCUGUCAUAGCGACAGCUCCAUCUUCUCUGCAGUGAGAGCAGCACAUAUCAGCGACUGCAGCAGCUGUGAAAAACGACAAAAUGCGUGAGUGUAUUUCCAUUCAUGUUGGUCAAGCUGGUGUCCAGAUUGGCAAUGCCUGUUGGGAACUUUACUGCCUCGAGCAUGGGAUUCAGCCGGAUGGACAGAUGCCCAGUGAUAAGACCAUUGGUGGAGGAGAUGACUCCUUCAACACUUUUUUCAGUGAGACAGGAGCUGGCAAGCAUGUUCCCAGGGCAGUGUUUGUAGAUCUGGAGCCCACUGUGAUUGAUGAGGUUCGCACUGGAACUUACCGUCAACUUUUCCACCCUGAGCAGCUGAUCACCGGAAAGGAGGAUGCAGCUAACAACUACGCUCGUGGCCAUUACACUAUUGGCAAAGAGAUCAUUGAUCUGGUUCUUGACAGGAUUCGCAAACUGGCUGACCAGUGCACUGGACUUCAGGGCUUCUUGGUGUUCCACAGCUUUGGAGGGGGAACUGGUUCUGGUUUCACCUCUUUACUGAUGGAGCGCCUUUCUGUUGAUUAUGGAAAGAAAUCCAAGCUUGAGUUCUCCAUCUAUCCAGCUCCACAGGUGUCUACUGCUGUGGUGGAGCCCUACAAUUCCAUUCUUACCACCCACACCACCCUCGAACACUCAGAUUGUGCUUUCAUGGUUGACAACGAGGCCAUCUAUGACAUCUGCCGUAGAAACCUUGAUAUUGAGCGUCCUACCUACACCAACCUUAACAGGCUCAUAGGUCAGAUUGUGUCCUCCAUUACUGCCUCCCUACGAUUUGAUGGAGCCCUGAAUGUUGACUUAACUGAGUUUCAAACCAACUUGGUGCCGUAUCCACGUAUCCAUUUUCCUUUAGCAACUUAUGCUCCUGUGAUCUCUGCUGAGAAAGCUUAUCAUGAGCAGCUCUCAGUGGCUGAGAUCACUAAUGCUUGCUUUGAGCCAGCUAAUCAGAUGGUCAAAUGUGACCCACGUCAUGGCAAGUACAUGGCUUGCUGUCUGUUGUACCGUGGUGAUGUUGUACCUAAAGAUGUAAAUGCUGCUAUUGCCACCAUAAAGACCAAGCGCACCAUUCAGUUUGUGGACUGGUGUCCAACUGGUUUCAAGGUUGGUAUCAACUACCAGCCCCCUACUGUUGUACCUGGUGGUGAUCUGGCUAAGGUUCAGCGAGCUGUGUGCAUGCUAAGCAACACCACUGCUAUUGCGGAGGCUUGGGCCAGGCUUGAUCAUAAGUUCGAUCUGAUGUACGCUAAGCGUGCCUUUGUGCACUGGUAUGUAGGUGAAGGUAUGGAGGAGGGCGAGUUCUCUGAGGCUAGAGAAGACAUGGCAGCCCUGGAGAAAGAUUAUGAGGAGGUGGGUGUAGAUUCAAUCGAAGGAGAAGGAGAAGAGGAGGGAGAGGAGUAUUAGAUGUCCUUCAUUUUAAUGUCUUCUCUAGAAUGACAGUGAAUAGCAGGUAGCCUCUAGACUGAACAAUUUAAACACAUUUGCUUAAACAAAUGGCAACUAACAUUACCUAUGUGGUGUUAGUUUGUGUGGAAUUUGCUGCUGAAUAUUAUAACGAAAUCUAAUUAUGGUAUUCUGUGUGCGUUUCUUGCUUUUAAAAACUCAAUAAAAACCUUAAAAUAAACAUUCA